UAAAGGAGAGAUUGCUGUGCCAUGCGAUCAUAGGGAAGCAGUCUGGAAAAGAACGCAUCAUGAAGGUUGAUGUCACUUGUGAAUUCAUCGCGCCAGUUCUGCAGAUUUCCUCCAGAGCAGUUACUUUCCAUGUGGAGAAGAACCCCAGUGAUCUUUUGACCGCACAGUACAAGCCUCUGUUCUUGAAGAAUGUUUCAUCUUUGCCACUCAGGGUUGUCCUUUCUUUGCACGAGCCCUUUGCCCUCUGUGAUGCGAAUCACAAAAAGAUUCCAGCUCCUGAGCAGCCUUUAAAGAUGGAUAUUGGAGAGAUACAUCAUCUUUCAGUCAGGUUUAACCCCGCCUAUAGAGAUGACCUUUGUAGUCGAGUAUCAGAAGAGAUUCUCGUUUUGCGUUACUUGGAGCAUCCUCAUGUGGACUAUGUCGAUCUCCGGGGAGAAGUGCAUUUUCCAAACCUCCACUUCCAAACAAUGGAUCUCAAUUUUGGCUGCAUCUUGAAUGACACAGAAGUUAUCCAUGAGAUCAGUAUGAGCAACUACAGUCCCCUUCUUAUCAAAUAUCGCUGGUCCUUCCUGACAGAUGACCGUGAAUCCUUUAUCAGAUUCAGCUCUGAAAACAUUCGGCCUCUUCGUGCCCAGAAAAGGACAGAAGAGCAGGAGAUCCUGAAGCCACCACAAAGCCCCCCAAGGUGCAAGAUUCACAAGGAUUCCAUCAGAAAAACAGCUGGAGAAGAAAAUACCAGCUGUGCAAGUGGAGAAGAGAUUUCUGUUAAAGAACAUGUUAAAGAACCUGUGAAUGAUGUACAGAGUAUGCCUGAGAUACAGUUAUUUUUGCAAACUUCUGAAGUAGACCAGGAGGCUCCAGAGAAGAACCAGGCAGGAAUCCAAGAAGUCCUGUGGUGUACAGAGUCAGAGGAACCACACUUGACAGGCGUGGAAGAAGUUUUUGACAUCCUGCCACUAUAUGGAACAUUGCAGCCAAACGAGACCCAGCAAAUGUCAUUUACUUUCUACGGCCAUGCCAACAUUGUUGCUUGUGUCAAAGCACUCUGUGAAGUAGAGGGAGGCCCCACCUAUGAAAUUCUGCUGCGGGGUGAAGCCUCGCUUGUUCACUAUGUGUUUGACCAAAAGGAAAUUGAUUAUGGGCUCCAGCCCUUUGACCACAUCUGUAUGGCUGAGAUCAUUCUGAAAAACAAAGGAAAAGUUGGAUUUGAAUACUCUGUACUUGAUGCCAUCCAGGCCUCAGCUGACAACCCACCCCCUGGUGUGCCACUGACUCUACCUGCCACUAAUUAUAUUGACUCAGGAAAAGAGCAAAUAUUGAAGGUCUAUUACCUACCAGGAGUCCCAGAGGUCUUUCAGAGAACCUUCCAAAUACAGGUGGCUCAUCUGGAACCAGAUAGUAUCACUCUGAAAGGACAGGGUGUUUUCCCUAGAAUUUGCUUGGAUCUGCCCAGAAAUAUUCGUGGAAAUGAGCGGUACAGCAGCAUCCUCAAAGAAGUGAAGCAGCGACUAGAGCAGGAAACACAGAAAGAUUUCACCAGUAAUUCCGAAGCAUUGGCCACUGAACCACCUAUGGAAGAAUCCUUCACCAUGCUCGACACACAACUGCAGUUGGAAUUGGAAAGGCUGCUUGUUCAAGAGCACUCUCUGGAGCAGCAGAAGCUGCUGGCCUCUGUUUCAGCAGAUGACCCUGCUGCCUGUCAGCGAGCUCGCCGGAAACUGGUCAAAGCCCAACUACCUGAGUAUAUCUUAGAUUUUGGCUACAUAAUCAUGGGCACCAUCAGAACUCACAUCAUCAAGAUCACAAACACCGGCCACUUCCCUGUCUCCUUCCAUGCAGAUCGACGGGACCUACGGGACACAGGUUUCAAUACUGAACUGGAUCGUGUGAAGAAUCUACCUUUCUGUGAGACAGAGACGUUCGAAAUAUGGUUUGACCCCCAGAGUGUCGGCUGUGCCCUUGGAGAGACAGAAGUGUUGUUGCCCAUCAAGGUUGUUGCUGGUCCCACAUUCCACAUCUCUCUUCGGGCAACGGUGAUCAUGCCAUCUCUCUGCAUGUCCAGUGACAAUCUGGAGUUCUCUGCUGUCCAGUGUGGACAGUGCCAGGUAGAGACCAUACAGCUUCACAAUCAACUGCAGGUCGUAUGUGAGUGGUUUGCCACAAGCAAUGAACAAAUGAAAAAGGUGGAUAAGCACAUGCCGAUGACCUUGCGCCGGAAAAUGCGGGAACACAAGGUGAAGCCCCAUGUCUUUGAGAUGAUUCCCCCAUAUGGGAUCCUGGGUCCCGGAGAGCGGCUCAACGUGCAGGUCAAGUUUGCCCCAAGAGAAGAGAAAUUAUACCACAAUGUCCUGAUCUUGAGCAUUUCACAGAGCACUCAGCAACUGCUGCUGAAUGUCUCUGGGCAAGGCCUGGAGCCACGUCUUGAAUUCAGCCCCUCCCUCCUGGAACUGGGGCCUCUCCUUCCCUAUGGCGUUGGAGAUGAAGCUGAAGUGGUAGUGAAGAACCCUUGCAGCUUCCCUAUUGAGUUCUACUCCUUAGAAUUUGACCAGCAGUAUCUUCUAGAAGAGCGGAUUUUGCGGAUGCUGAAGGGCUACGAUAACCACCAUAUCCUUCUGCUGCCUCCUCGCAUGCCUGGAGAGAAGCUGCCUCUCGAGGUGCUGGAAUAUUUUGAGGAACAAAAGAAGAUUCAAGGCGACCCGGAAGGAUUGAAUCUGGAUAAUGAGGAAGAAGAAAGCACUCACUUUUCUGAACAUGGAAUGAAGCCUCACUCUUCGGUUAUGCAAGCACCAGCCAUGGGGGCCCCUGCUCUUCCUUCUCUGUCACUCAUGGACAAUAAUCGGACACUCCAGGCAGAAUCCAAAAUUGAUCAGGAGGAAGAAGAGGAAGAAGAGGGAACUGAAAAAGGUCAAGGUCAAGGGAGUCAACAAAGUCUCAACAAGCAUAAGGAAGCGGUUGGAGAGCUAGACAACAAUCCUGUUUCUAAAGCCAUUGCUCGCCAUCUUGGCAUCGAUAUCUCUCCAGAAGGACGCGCUGCCAGAAAUCGUAGGGGUAUUGCUAUUAUAAUUCACGGAGCUCCCCUUACAGGGAAGACUAGUGCUGCUGUAGUCCUGGCCAAACACUACAGUUCAGCUUGCUUGUCCAUUGACUCGGUGGUCCUGGAAGCCAUCUCUGAUGGGAGCAGUUCAGCAGGGCUUCGUGCACGUGAACUCUGCAUCCGAGCUGCUAUUGAGCAGGCACAGCGCGAGAACGAGGAUGGUGGUCCAGAGGGACAGCCGGGACUUGCUCUGGGCACCCGGCUGAGCAUCGAUGCUUUGGCCAAGCACACCUCGAAUGGCAGCCAGCAGAGCUCCGAGUCCAAGACAGGGCCCCUCUCCAACAUUUCCCGGGGCUACCGAGGAAGCACUGCCACGGCCAAAGGAAAGUUGGAAAGCCAUUUGUCCCUGAAACAGCAGCAGCAGCAGCAGCAGCAACAGCAGCAGCAACAACAACAGCAGCAGCAGCAACAGCAGCCGGAUCAGCCUGGAUCCCAGGUACCCUCCAGCCCUAUUCCCAGCGCCCCCCUCCAGCGACGCCUGAGUGUCAGUGCCAGUGGAAUUGGGGAUUAUGGUCUGAUGAGUUGCGUGCUUCCAGAUGAGCUUUUGGUGGAGAUUCUUUCAGAGAGGAUGCAGCUGAGUGAUUGCUAUCGUGGUAUGGUGUUCGAUGGGUUGGAAACUAUGUUUGCCCGCAGCAUGGUAUCAGCGCUCCUCUGCCUGCUUAAAGCAAUCAACAACCGGCGGUAUAUUUAUUUCGUGAACCUCUUUCAGGAUUUUGCUGCUAUGAAAGCUAGAGAGAUAAGCAAGCAAGAGCAGGAAGAGCGGGAACAGCAGGAAGCGGUUGCAAGAGAGAAGGCUCGUCUUCAGGAAAUGGAUGAAGAGGAGUAUGAUGCUCUUACAGAAGAACAAAAGGUCCAAUUUGACAAUGAGCUGUUGCAGGCCUUACGGGAGAGAAAAAGAAGGGAGCUGGAGAAGCUAGCUCGAGAGCUGGAGGAAAAGAAGCAUCAACAAGAACUGGAGCGCCUGCGGGAGGAGGAGGAGGUGAAGAAGAAGUCCAAGCGAUAUAAGAAGGAUGGGGGCAAAGAGAAAGAAGAGGCAGUAGGGAAAAAAGGCCAGCAAGGAGGCAAGCAGAAUCCCACCAUAUCAGCUUACAAAUCAGAAGGGAGGCUGAAUGAAGGGCUUGAGCGAAAAGGUUCUGCAAAGGAGCGUCCAGAUGUGAACUUCAAUGACAAAGAUGAGAAGAAAAAGAAGAGCAGAAUGGCCCUGCAGAAUGGGCAGCCAGGUGCAGCGCCCCCUGCAGCCCAGGAAGAAGAGGAAGCAGAAAAGGACAUGAGCGAGAGUGAGAAGAGCUUGGCACAGCGGUUCAAGCUGUAUGAGGCCAGCCAGAAGGAGAUCGGUCAGAUCCUGGUGUUCUGGGACAGGGUCCAGUUGGUCCAGCUGCAGCCACCAGGCUCAGAGGAUAAGCAGGAGGAAGCUGAGGAUCAGCGCCAGGCUCCGUCCGGUCGUAAAGGCAGGAAGGACCGGGAAAGAGAGCGCCAGGAGAGGCUGGAGAAGGAGCGGGCAGAGAAGGAGCGCUUGGAGAAGGAGAAAGCAGAGCGGGAACGCCUGGAAAAGCUGAAGGCCAUGGAGGACAGCAGAGCUGCUGGACUGGAGGGAGAAGGGGGAGAAGGUACAGAGAGAGACAUUGGCAUCCCCUCUCUGGAAAUCCAUGUCCUCAGUUCCGAGGAGUCCAGUGGCAAGCGGAUCCUGGAAAGUGGCAAACUGCCCAGGGUUAUCCAGAUUUUGAAUGGUUUGGGGCUGGGCCCUUCAGGACCACCCAUUCCUCCCACUGCCUUUUUCUCAGUGAUCCCAUACCCCGAAAAGCGACCAGCACAAGUUGCCUCAGAAGCUCUCAAGCAUUUCACCUUCAUCAUUCCUGAAGAACUGAAUCCAGAGGAGGACAAAAAGGAGGGUGAGAGUGGUGUGGAGACUCCAGCGAGUCUCCCUGCGGCAAAGGAGGAUCUGGCCACCCCGACUCGAGGCAGGUCCAGGAAGGAGAAACCUGAGGUCUCCCGGGAAGCCCCAAAGGAAAAGAAAGCUGCUCCUCGCAACAGAAAAGGCAUCCACCUCAGCCCCGGCACAAUGACAACGCUGUCUGAGCUUGAUCAGGGCAGCCCCACUGCAGAGACCUCCAGUGAGAAGCUGCUCAGGUUGAACUGCUUUCGUUGGAUUGUCCCUGCUAAUGGGGAAGUUUCGAUGCGCAUCCAUUUCUCUUCCACCAAAACAGGACUCUUUGAUCAGGUCCUAAAUUUUGAAAUCCUUGGAACUCGGAGACAGUAUCAGGUGUGCUGCAGGGGCACCUGCACAUACCCCACCAUUUGCCAGGAUCCCACGAUAGUGUUCCCACACCGUAAGAAGACUAUCAAACCUGAUGAAAUUGUGUACAAGAAAUACAUCCUGAGCUUGGGUAUAUUCCACUUUGGUCCCUUGCUUUGUGGCAAAUCAAGAGAAAGGUACAAGGCUUCGCGAUAUCCCAACCACUUAGAAAAGCUCACCAUUCUCAACAUCUCCCCUUUGGAGGUCGAAGUACAUUUCUUCUUCCAGCAUGACUCCAGGGCAGUCACCUACCUAUUGGAUCCGCCCAUGCUGAUGCUGAAGCCAAACCAGAAGCAAGUGUUGACAGUCUGGGCUUAUCCAACAGCGGCUGGGGUCUUUGAAGACUGCAUCGUCUGUUGUGUGAAGGAGAACCCAGAGCCGGUCAUCUUCCGGAUCUGCUGCCAGGGGGUUCGCCCAGAAGUGGAGCUGGACCGCCGACAGCUGCAUUUUGAGAAGUUGCUGCUGCACAGGAAGGAAACAAAAUCACUUUACCUAAAGAACGUGACUCCCCUGCCAGUCGCCUGGCGGAUCAGCGGCCUGGAGAACAUUGGCGAUGACUUCUGUUUGUCCGAGGAUAUCGGCAUCAUUGAGCCCUUCACUGAACACUGCCUGCUGGUCAACUUCAAGGCCACAAAGGCCCUCAACCUCAAGAAGGCUAUCCGGCUAGAGGUUUCUGAUGCAGAAAAUAUUCUGGGGAUUGUUCAGAUUGAGAAUAUACAGAUUGUUGCUGAGGCCUAUGAUGUGGCCCUGGACAUCAGUUUCCCCAAGGGAACAAAUGGUGGUUUGGAAUUUGGGAUUGUCAGAGUUAUGGAUGAAGCUAAGCAGAUGUUAUCCAUGAAGAACAAAGGCAAAUACGAGAUUGCUUUCAGGUAA
This is a messenger RNA of Thamnophis sirtalis, 6260 nucleotides long. The record is from RefSeq and is a predicted model, not a curated record. Lineage: Eukaryota; Metazoa; Chordata; Lepidosauria; Squamata; Natricidae.